GGGGCCUCCGGUGUCACCUGGCCGCCGCCAGGCCACCUGUUGCUCUCUGGGUCCCCCAGCUCCCGUCCCGCGUCCCAGGAGCAGGUGCCGGGACUGCGCGGACGCCGCAACUUGUGGCCCUAGCGGAUUCAAGCCGCCAGCCACUGGCGCAGAGGAGGUAUCGAGAGGGCACGCCGGCCGUCACAUGGAGAGCGGCAACGGGACGCCCCUGGCUGGGGCGCUUGGGGCGGCGGCCGAAUCCCCCCAGUGCCGGUUGCCGCCUGCGGGGGAGGGCGCGACGGGGCAGGCUGAGCCCGACCAAGCCGCGGAGGACGCGGCAGGAGGCAGCUGCGGCGGGAGCGGGAGCGGGGGCGGGCCACCGCGGGCUCUGCGGGCAAUAUACGUGCGCAGCGAGAGCUCCCAGGGUGGCGCCGUCGGCGGCCCCGAGGCCGGGGCUCUGCAGUGCCUGCUUAGGGCCUGCGAGUCUGAGGGCGCCCACCUCACCUCCGUGCCCUUCGGGGAGCUAGACUUCGGGGAGACGGCGGUGCUCGACGCCUUCUACGAUGCAGAUGUUGCGGUUGUGGACAUGAGUGACAUCUCCAGACAGCCUUCCCUCUUCUACCAUCUUGGAGUCCGUGAAAGCUUUGACAUGGCCAAUAAUGUGAUCCUGUACCAUGACACGGAUGCUGACACAGCUCUGUCAUUGAAGGAUAUGGUAACUCAAAAAAACACAGCAUCUAGUGGAAAUUAUUAUUUCAUCCCCUACAUUGUGACACCAUGCGCUGAUUAUUUUUGCUGUGAGAGUGAUGCCCAGAGGCGAGCCUCGGAGUACAUGCAGCCCAACUGGGAUACCAUCCUGGGCCCGCUGUGUAUGCCCCUGGUGGACAGGUUCAUUAGCCUCCUCAAGGACAUCCAUGUGACCUCAUGUGCUUAUUACAAAGAAACCUUGUUGAAUGACAUCCGAAAAGCCAGAGAGAAAUACCAGGGCGAUGAGCUGGCAAAGGAGCUGGCUCGGAUCAAACUCCGCAUGGAUAAUAUUGAGGUUCUGACAUCAGACAUCAUCAUUAAUUUACUCCUGUCCUACCGAGAUAUCCAGGACUAUGAUGCGAUGGUCAAGCUGGUAGAAACUCUGGAGAUGCUGCCUACGUGUGAUUUGGCUGAUCAGCAUAAUAUUAAAUUCCACUAUGCAUUUGCAAUGAAUCGGAGAAAUAGUGCAGGUGACCGUGAGAAGGCUCUUCAGGUCAUGCUCCAGGUUCUGCAGAGCUGUGACCACCCAGCUCCUGACAUGUUCUGCCUGUGCGGGAGGAUCUACAAGGAUAUCUUCUUGGAUUCAGACUGUGAAGACGAUGCCAGCCGAGACAGUGCCAUUGAGUGGUAUCGCAAGGGAUUUGAACUGCAGUCAUCUCUUUAUUCGGGAAUUAACCUUGCAGUUUUGCUGAUCGUUGCUGGACAACAAUUUGAAACUUCCAUGGAACUAAGGAAAAUAGGUGUUCGACUGAACAGUUUGUUGGGAAGAAAAGGGAGCUUGGAGAAAAUGAACAACUAUUGGGAUGUUGGCCAGUUCUUCACUGUCAGCAUGUUGGCCAGUGAUGUUGGGAAGGCUGUGCAGGCAGCAGAGAGGCUGUUCAAGCUGAAACCUCCAGUCUGGUACUUGCGAUCAUUAGUUCAGAACUUGUUAUUAAUUAGACGCUUCAAGAAACCCAUUAUUGAACAUUCCCCUAGGCAAGAGCGGCUUACCUUUUGGUUAGAUCUAAUUUUUGAAGCAACAAAUGAAGUUACUAAUGGACUCAGAUUUCCAGUUCUGGUGAUAGAACCAACCAAAGUCUACCAGCCUUCUUAUGUUUCUAUCAACAAUGAAGCUGAGGAGAGAACAGUUUCUUUAUGGCACGUAUCACCCACAGAAAUGAAACAAAUCCACGAAUGGAAUUUUGCAGCCUCUUCUAUUAAAGGAAUAAGCCUAUCCAAGUUUGAUGAACGGUGUUGUUUUCUUUAUGUCCAUGAUAACUCUGAUGACUUUCAAAUCUACUUUUCCACUGAAGACCAGUGUAGUAGGUUUUGCUUUUUGGUGAAAGAGAUGCUGACCAAUACAUCAGGCAGUACAGUGGAGCUGGAAGGAGAGGCUGAUGGAGACACCUUAGAGUAUGAGUAUGACUAUGAUGCCAGUGGGGAGAGAGUUGUCUUAGGGAAAGGAACCUAUGGGAUUGUGUAUGCUGGCCGAGACCUGAGCAAUCAAGUGCGAAUAGCCAUCAAAGAAAUCCCGGAGAGAGAUAGCAGGUACUCUCAGCCUCUGCAUGAGGAAAUCGCCCUGCAUAAAUACCUCAAGCACCGCAAUAUUGUCCAGUACCUGGGCUCUGUUUCAGAGGAUGGAUACAUCAAGAUAUUUAUGGAGCAGGUGCCUGGAGGAAGCCUCUCUGCUCUUUUGCGAUCCAAAUGGGGACCAAUGAAGGAGCCCACUAUCAAGUUUUACACCAAACAGAUCCUGGAAGGCCUCAAGUAUCUCCAUGAAAACCAGAUAGUACAUAGGGACAUAAAGGGUGACAAUGUUCUGGUAAACACCUACAGUGGAGUGGUGAAAAUCUCUGAUUUUGGAACCUCUAAACGUCUCGCAGGAGUGAACCCUUGCACAGAAACCUUUACUGGUACUCUGCAGUAUAUGGCACCUGAGAUUAUUGAUCAAGGACCUCGUGGGUAUGGCGCCCCAGCUGAUAUCUGGUCCCUGGGCUGCACCAUCAUUGAGAUGGCCACCAGCAAGCCUCCAUUCCAUGAGCUCGGUGAACCACAGGCAGCAAUGUUCAAAGUGGGGAUGUUUAAGAUCCACCCUGAGAUUCCAGAAACCCUUUCGACUGAAGCCAGAACCUUCAUCUUAUUCUGUUUUGAGCCUGACCCUCAAAAACGGGCCACUGCCACUGACCUGCUCAGAGAGGGUUUCCUAAGGCAGGUGAACAAAGGCAAGAAGAACCGAAUUGCUUUCAAGCCCUCAGAGGGUGCCCGCAGUGUCACCAGUGCCCUGGCCCUGCCUUCGUCAGGGGAACCUCUGGGCAGCAGCAGCAGCGAGCAUGGUUCCAUCUCUCCAGACUCUGAUGCCCAGCCUGACACAUUCUUUGAGAAGGUACAGGCGCCCAAGCACCAGCUCAGUCACCUUCUCAGUGUUCCAGACGAGAGCUUAGCCUCAGAAGAGCGGAGCAUACCUUCGUCCCCAGAAGACAGGGACCAGGGCCUCUUCCUGCUACGCAAGGACAGUGAGCGCCGUGCCAUCCUGUACAAAAUCCUUUGGGAAGAGCAGAACCAGGUGGUUUCUAACUUACAGGAGUGUGUGGCCCAGAGCUCAGAGGAGUUGCAUCUCUCAGUUGGUCACAUCAAGCAAAUAAUUGGGAUCCUGAGGGACUUCAUCCGCUCCCCAGAGCACAGGGUGAUGGCAUCCACAAUAUCAAAGCUGAAGGUGGACCUGGAUUUUGACAGCUCAUCCAUCAAUCAGAUUCACCUGGUACUGUUUGGAUUCCAGGAUGCUGUAAAUAAAAUUUUGAGGAACCACUUAAUUAGGCCCCACUGGAUGUUUGCAAUGGAUAACAUCAUCCGCAGAGCAGUGCAGGCCGCAGUCACCAUUCUCAUCCCAGAGCUCCGGGCUCACUUUGAACCUACCUCUGAGACUGAAGGGGUAGAUAAGGACACGGAUGAAGUGGAAGACGACUAUCCCCUAGCAGACCUGCCUGGCAGCGAAGCACGUGUGGCAUCAGGAGGGAGAAGACCUGGUGUAGCGAUUGCCCAGGAGGCCCAGCCCCACCAGCAGCACCUGAGCCUCCAGCUGAGCAAGCUCAGGCAGGAGAGCAACAGACUUUUGGAACACCUAGUUGAAAAAGAGAGAGAGUACCAGAAUCUUCUACGGCUAACGCUAGAACAGAAAACUCAAGAAUUAUAUCACCUUCAAUUACAAUUCAAUUAUAAUGGUAUGACAAAGAACCUAGCACCCCCUCCUAGGCAGGGAACAGAUAAAGAGCUUAUAGACUGGCUACAACUGCAAGGAACAGAUGCAAAUACAAUUGAAAAGAUUGUUGAAGAGAAUUAUACACUUUCUGAUAUUCUUAAUGAUAUCACUAAGGAAGACUUAAGAUGCCUUAGACUACGUGGUGGUGUCCUCUGUCGGCUGUGGCACGCGGUCUCCCAGUACAGAAGGCAGGCUCAGGAGUCCUCAGUGACCGAGGACUAGACUUAAUCACACUCAGCUAAGCUGGAGGACAGAGCGAGCACAUACCCUCCUGCUUGUGAUUAAAGCUGCUUCUGUUCAUGUACAAAGAAAUUCUGCUCAGUUUACACAAGAAAAAGAUCUGUGUUCAAUUAAUCCAAGAAUCUGGUAAAGUUUGUCCUUUUCUUUUUUUUUAAAACCUAUUAUUUAUAAAUGUUUUAAAGAUUAUAGAACUGUAUGUAAUGUGAAUAGUGAGCUUUAGUUUUGAUAAACUAGAGUAUUAGGAAAAUCUCAGAAAAAAAAUCAGCAUACCCUGAUAUUUUAAAUACAGUGGUUGUUUAAAAUGAUAUAGGCUGGAAAUUGCUGUUGUAGGGUAUGCAUUGUUAACUAGUAUAGAACCUAAAUUUGAUAAGAUUGUAGCCAUUGAUGUGUAAAUGGAGAAAACUAGUUGUUUGCCUUUUACCUGUUGCCUGGUUAUAAUAAAAAAUGACGAAAUGAUGGUCAGUGUGAACAGGCUUUAGCCGAACCGUACCAGAAUGUGUCUUCUCAGGGCACAGCCAGAACAGGUACACAAGAAGUGUUCUUCUAGUAACCAAACAAUUAUUUGGGAAGGCUAAACUCUAUAUUAGAUUUACAAAGGUCUAAAAUAGGUAAUACAAUAUAAUAAUCGCACAAAAUACUUAGGCACGCAACAUCUUCUAAUGCAACAAUGUACAAACUGCAUGCGCUUACUCUCCCUCAGUUUAAUUUACAUGCUAUUUAUUUUCUAAGACUUCUGUUUUUCUGGAUAUCAUUUCCUCAAAGUUGACAACACUGUUCCUUAUAGUUGCUGAUGAACAGCCCAUCAUUACACACAUCUCCCAUUAACUGACUGAUUUAAACUUGAUCCACUGGUUGGCACCACGCACUUCAAAGGGUGGAUCACUGCUGUAGAUGUGGUAGCCUAAUUCUUCCAAAGGUGGUUCGGGAUCAGCUGUGGCAAACUGGGCAGCAUCUUCAAUUUCUUUCCUUACUUCAACAUCAAU
Molecule: messenger RNA, 5184 nt
Organism: Sciurus carolinensis (gray squirrel)
Lineage: Eukaryota; Metazoa; Chordata; Mammalia; Rodentia; Sciuridae
Gene: Map3k15
Product: mitogen-activated protein kinase kinase kinase 15
Exons: 29
Coding region: 185-4183 (1332 amino acids)
Biological process (GO): MAPK cascade; protein phosphorylation; cellular response to stress
Molecular function (GO): MAP kinase kinase kinase activity; ATP binding
Source: RefSeq, a predicted model, not a curated record